Puccinia triticina is the source of this 321-nucleotide messenger RNA. RefSeq lists its product as uncharacterized. The transcript has 2 exons. The record is from RefSeq and is a predicted model, not a curated record. Lineage: Eukaryota; Fungi; Basidiomycota; Pucciniomycetes; Pucciniales; Pucciniaceae. The coding region runs from base 1 to 321 and encodes 106 amino acids.
AUGGCUCCUAUAUCCCAACCCAGCGUCCCCAUAAACGCCCGGGUGGGGGUGCCCAUCCGAUCAGAAUCCCCUCCGGGCCUGCCUGACCUCAACGAGCUGGACCGCCUGAGCCCGAGUGCCCCGGGGUCGCCCUCAGAGUUGCAGGCCAACUCGUCGGACACCAAUCACUACCCUGAGGACCCAGCCGAGCAUGACGCAAUGGAGCGUGCACUGCGCCCCUUUGCCCGGCCGCCAGCUAAGUCCCCACAGCAGUCAAUCUCCAUGGCCAGCACCGAAAUUGACCCAGUUUACCGCUGGGGCCCGGGGACCGUCUGCAAAUAG